This is a messenger RNA of Belonocnema kinseyi, 2095 nucleotides long. RefSeq names its product tRNA (uracil-5-)-methyltransferase homolog A. The record is from RefSeq and is a predicted model, not a curated record. Gene Ontology annotation, molecular function: RNA methyltransferase activity; nucleic acid binding. The transcript has 8 exons. Gene Ontology annotation, biological process: RNA processing. NCBI's taxonomy places the organism in Eukaryota, Metazoa, Arthropoda, Insecta, Hymenoptera, Cynipidae. The coding region runs from base 291 to 2012 and encodes 573 amino acids.
GGGCAAAGAUCUUUGGUUUGGGGAAAGUUGUUUUUCUAUGUGUGUAGCAUAUUUUAUUUUGUUUGAAUUGCUUGUUUAUAAUAUCGAUUCACUCUUUAUUAUUUUUCCAAAUAAAUUUAUAUCCUGAGGAGAAAAUCUUAAAAUUUUAAACCAGAUAUAAAAAUGUCUAACGUGUUUUAUUGAUAAACUCCACGUGCGAUUUUUGAGGUUAUAAUAUCCGCGAAUUGAACAUUUUUGGACUUGAAAAAACGACCAAGUGUUUGCUGUAAAGUUGCAAUUUUAAAAGAACGAUGACAGAAUCUGCUGAGAACGUUACUACAGAUGACAUUUCAAAAGAAACUGAACGGAAUAAUUUGUAUGAGUAUCUCGAUAGGGACGAUUUUACUUCAGAAAAAUAUAAAAUAGAAGUGAGAGGACUGCCAAAAUAUUAUGGCAUUGGAGAAUUUAAGAAAUUUUUGGGCGAUAAGUUGGAGUUGGAAUUUUGUAAAGUCAAACCACCGAGAAAAGGAAGCGGUUGGCUUUAUGUUUCUUUUCGAAGUGCAGAAUCUCGUGAUAAAGCGAUUUCUGUCCUGCAUGGUGUUAUGUGGAAAAAUUCCAAACUUUCUGCUCACGCCGCAGCUCCAGCACCUGAUCCGUUUAUUAAACGUAAAAUCGAAGCAAGAGAAGCUGCAAGUAAAAGAUCAAAAACUGAAGAAAAUGAUGAGCCCGUUACACUCGUUUGUUCAAAAGUUCUCGUAAAAAAGACAACAAUUCCUCUUUGGGACAUGCCUUAUCCAGAACAGUUGCAACUCAAACAGAAAGAAAUGAAAACAGUAUUAAUUAAAAUGGGCCAGCAAAUAUUAAAGGAAAAUAAGAAUCUGAAAGACUGGCUCUCGUCUCAAAAUGAAAAGUAUGAAGGCUUACCUUGCGAGUUGAUGCCAAUCCUGAGUGCAGAUCUAAUUGAGGGUUAUCGAAACAAAUGUGAAUUUACAAUUGGAAGGGAUACCGAUGGAAAUAAAAUUAUUGGAUUCAGAUUAUCAAGUUAUGCUGCUGGAUCUACAGCUGUCGGACCAAUAGAUGAUUUAUGUCACAUUCCCGAAAUUAUGAAGUCCGCAGUCAAGAUUUUAGAAGAAUUUAUUCAUCGUUCAGAACUAGAUGUAUAUAAUCCGGUAAAUCAUACUGGUUCUUGGAGACAAGUUACAGCUAGGACAACUCGUUUAAAUCAUUUGAUGUUCAUAAUAGGGGUGCAUCCCCAAGAUUUAAGUCCGGACGAUUUGACUAAAUUGAAAACGGAAUUGCGGGACUUUUUCGAAAAUGGAAAGGGCGCUCAAGCGAAAGUGACAUCAUUGUUUUUUCAGAUUUUGGAUAGACAAACUGGUAGAAGCGACGAAAGUAGCAAAUUAGAGCACCUUAGUGGCACAGAAUACAUAGAAGAAAAUUUACUUGGAAUGACUUUUCGAAUUUCCCCGCAAGCUUUUUUCCAAACAAAUACUCUGGGAGCGGAAGUUUUGUAUAAAGCUGCAAUUGAUUUGGCUAAACCGACGGAAGAAACGGCUCUAAUCGAUGUUUGCUGCGGAACUGGAACUAUAGGACUGGCUUUCUCAAAGCACUGUGGUGAAGUAUUAGGAUUGGAAAUGGUAGCUGAUGCUAUUAAAGAUGCGAAGGUAAACACCGUUCAAAAUGGUGUGACAAAUUGCGAAUUUUUCGUUGGAAAAGCCGAAGAUGUUUUAUCUCCAGUACUUCACCGAACGACUAAACCUACCUUAGUGGCAAUUGUUGAUCCACCAAGAGCUGGUCUCCAUCAUAGAGCACUUGUGGCUUUACGUAAAGCAAAAAAAUUAAAUAGACUGGUUUAUAUAUCCUGUGAUCCUAAGGCGGCGAUAAAAAACUUGGUAGAUCUGGCAAGGGCGAAUUCGAAACACUAUUCAGGAGAGCCUCUAGUUCCAGUAAAAGCGGUGCCAGUUGAUAUGUUUCCGUAUACAAGGCACUGUGAAUUAAUAAUCUAUUUGGAACGACUCGCUAAAUCGGAAUAGAUUUUAUAUGAUGUACAAAUCCUAUAGAACAAUAUAAAGAUGUUCCAUAUUUGUAUAUAUUUAUAGGAAAUAUAUAAAAAGUA